GAGGCUUCCCCCAAAAUACUCAAAAGUAAGGCUUCUUCUUCACUUUCUUUAUGGGGACGAGGUUGCGGUGUUCUUUUACCCACCAAUAUAUCGCAUUCGUUUACUUGGUUUCUUAAAACAAG
Racocetra persica is the source of this 122-nucleotide messenger RNA. Lineage: Eukaryota; Fungi; Glomeromycota; Glomeromycetes; Diversisporales; Gigasporaceae. The record is from the annotation of a GenBank genome assembly.